Oryza sativa Japonica Group (Japanese rice) is the source of this 1913-nucleotide messenger RNA. RefSeq names its product cytochrome P450 81Q32. Gene Ontology annotation, molecular function: oxidoreductase activity, acting on paired donors, with incorporation or reduction of molecular oxygen; heme binding; monooxygenase activity. The record is from RefSeq and is a predicted model, not a curated record. Lineage: Eukaryota; Viridiplantae; Streptophyta; Magnoliopsida; Poales; Poaceae.
AUUUGCUUAAUAAAUUCGUCUCGUAGUUUACUGGCGGAAUCUGUAAUUUAUUUUGUUAUUAGUCUACAUUUAAUACUUCGUAUGUGUGUCCGUAUACUUAAAAAAACAAUUUGGCGCAUGAAAUAAACACGGGCCUUGCUCUUUUAUAGCCCAGCUUGAGUUCUUCCUCGAGGAAAGGAAUCGAUCGCUUCUUGCAUUGGGUAGCUGUUGUUGUAUUGUAGCCUGCAUCGAGCAUGACUGGUGGUCUCGAGGUAGCCAUGGUGGCCGGCGGCGGCAAUGGUGGCGCCGCCGUGCUCGUUGGCAUCACCGUUCUACUGUUUGUGGUGGUCGUCGUCGUCGUCGUUCUUGUUCGAUGGUGGUCGGGUGGUGAGGGCGGCGCGGCGCCGAGCCCGCCGGCGCUGCCGGUGCUCGGCCACCUCCACCUGCUGAAGAAGCCGCUGCACCGCUCGCUGGCAGCGGUCGCCGCCGGGGUGGGCGCGCCGGUGGUGUCGCUGCGGCUGGGCGCGCGGCGGGCGCUGGUCGUGUCGACGCACGCCGCGGCGGAGGAGUGCUUCACGGCGUGCGACGCCGCGCUGGCGGGGAGGCCGCGGACGCUCGCCGGCGAGAUCCUCGGGUACGACCACACCAUCGUCCUGUGGACGCCCCACGGCGACCACUGGCGCGCGCUCCGCCGCUUCCUCGCCGUCGAGCUCCUCUCCGCGCCGCGCCUCGCCGCGCUCGCCGCCGACCGCCACGCCGAGGCCGCGUCCCUCGUCGACGCCAUCCUCCGCGACGCCGCCGGCGGCGCCAAGGUGACGCUCCGGCCCAGGCUGUUCGAGCUGGUGCUCAACGUGAUGCUGCGCGCGGCGACGACGCGCCGCCGCCACGCCAGCGUCGACGCGCGCAAGCUCCAGGAGAUCAUCGAGGAGACGUUCUCGGUGAACGGCACGCCGAGCGUCGGCGACUUCUUCCCGGCGCUCCGGUGGGUCGAUCGUCUCCGCGGCAAGGUGGGCAGCCUGAAGAAGCUGCAAGCUCGGCGCGACGCAAUGGUCACCGGCCUUAUCGACGACCACCGGCAAUGGCGUAGCGGCAGCGCCGGCGAUGGCGACCAAGACAAGGAGAAGAAGGGCGUCAUCGACGCCCUCCUCGCGCUGCAAGAAACCGAUCCCGACCACUACACCGACAAUGUCGUCAAAGGCAUCAUCUUGUCGCUCCUCUUCGCCGGCACCGACACGUCGGCGCUGACAAUCGAGUGGGCAAUGGCGCAGCUGGUGACUCACCCGGAGACGAUGAAGAAGGCGAGGGCGGAGAUAGACGCCAACGUCGGCACGGCGCGGCUGGUGGAGGAGGCCGACAUGGCGAACCUCCCUUACAUCCAAUGUGUCAUCAAGGAGACGCUCCGGCUCCGCACCGCCGGCCCGGUGAUCCCGGCGCACGAGGCCAUGGAGGACACCACGGUGGGCGGCUUCCGCGUCGCGCGCGGCACGAAGGUCCUCGUGAACGCGUGGGCGAUCCACCGCGACGGCGAUGUCUGGGACGCACCGGAGGAGUUCAGGCCGGAGCGGUUCGUGGACAGCGACGCCGGCGGCGCGGUCACCGCGCCCAUGAUGCCGUUCGGGCUCGGCCGGCGGCGGUGCCCCGGGGAGGGGCUCGCCGUGCGCGUCGUCGGCGUGUCGGUGGCGGCGCUCGUGCAGUGCUUUGAUUGGGAGGUCGGUGACGACGAUGUCGUCGACAUGACCGAAGGCGGCGGGUUGACGAUGCCGAUGGCGACGCCAUUGGCGGCUGUCUGCCGGCCCCGGGAGUUUGUCAAGACUAUCCUAUCUACUUCUAUGUGAAUAGCAGAUUGGCUUCGGUAUUGUAGAUUGCGUGUGCUAUAGCAAUCACUGUAUUCCAAUGGCGAAUAAAAGAAACACUCAACUUCCAAUUUUAUGUUA